AUGAACGCACAGAACGACAUCGAAACCCGCCUGGCCGAACUCCUCAAGGAAAUCAAGGACGGGGACCAAUGGCAGGUGGGCUACCCCGGCAAUCAGAACUUCGACUACUCCCCCCUCAUCCCAUUCCUCAGCCACUGCCUCAACAACAUCGGAGACCCCUUCCACCAGACCCACUACCGGGGCAACACCCACCAGUUCGAACGAGAGGUCAUACUCCACUUCGCCCAACUCACCGGACUGGAUCCCGACGACGCCUGGGGCUACGUCACAUCGGGCGGCACCGAGGGCAACAUGUACGGCCUCUACCUAGCCCGGGAACUCCAUCCCGAAGGCAUGCUGUACUUCUCCGAGGAAGCCCACUACUCCAUCCUCAAGAUUGCCCGCGUCCUCAAUAUGCCUCACACCACCGUCAAAAGACGGGCCGACGGCGAGAUCGACUAUGACGACCUCAGGGACAUGCUGACCGUCCAUCGGGGGCGGCCCGCCAUCAUCCUGGCCACCAUCGGCACCACCAUGCGGGGUGCCGUGGACGACAUCCCCGCGAUCCUACAGAUCAUUGACGAUCUGAACAUCGGAGAAAACUACAUUCACGCCGACGCAGCGCUCAGCGGCAUGAUCCUGCCCUACGUGGAUGACCCACAGCCUUUCGGGUUCGACGCCGGCAUCGACAGCAUCUCCAUCAGCGGCCACAAACUCAUCGGCGCACCCCUGCCCUGCGGUAUCGUUCUCACCCGCAAACACCUGGUCGAAACCCUGGGCAGGGCCGUAGAACUCGUCGGCGUCAACGACACCACCCUGUCCGGUUCCCGCAACGGCCUGACCCCGCUCAUGCUCUGGUACGCCAUCAACCGUUACGGCGCACACGAAUGGAGAGAAACCGUCGGCGGCAUGCUCGACACUGCCGAGUACGCCGUUAAUCGGUUCAAUGAACACGGCAUCAACGCCUGGCGACACCGGAACUCUCCCACCGUUGUUUUCGACCGACCCUCGCAGGAAGUCUUCGACAGGUGGCAGAUUGCCCCCGAGGGCGACGUGGCCCACAUCAUCACCAUGCCCCCACGUGGACUUCCACACCAUCGACCGAUUGGUCGAGGACUGCAUCAGCCCGCAUUCCGAACCGCCGCGGGAACACGAUCUCCAGCCAGUGGAAACUGUCCUUCUGCCUCAAGAGCGGGAGACGGAGCGCGCUCACGCAACAACGAUGCAGCGCAUCGUGAUCAUGGCGGAAAACCGCAUCGGGACCGUUGCCCGGAUUGCCGGCACUCUGGCCGAGGGCGGAGUGAACCUCAACAGCAUCGCGACCGAGAAUGA
Geodia barretti is the source of this 1311-nucleotide messenger RNA. Lineage: Eukaryota; Metazoa; Porifera; Demospongiae; Tetractinellida; Geodiidae. The record is from the annotation of a GenBank genome assembly.